Messenger RNA from Sceloporus undulatus (fence lizard), 6317 nucleotides. RefSeq lists its product as uncharacterized. The coding region runs from base 330 to 6191 and encodes 1953 amino acids. Gene Ontology annotation, cellular component: centriole; centrosome; axonemal microtubule. Lineage: Eukaryota; Metazoa; Chordata; Lepidosauria; Squamata; Phrynosomatidae. The transcript is spliced from 31 exons. The record is from RefSeq and is a predicted model, not a curated record. Gene Ontology annotation, biological process: cilium assembly.
UCUCGCGCGGACUCUUUCUGAGCAACGUGACGUCACGCAGCCCGAGAGGUGGCUCUUGGCCCGCUGCGCUACGGUGGCCGAAUGGGUUCUUUCCGUCUCCUAGGAAACCCGCGCGCGGAUGCCUGAAGCCGCCGGCGGGAAUCCAUUUUGGUCUCUCGGGCUGAGGAGAGUUUUUUGUGCCCCGUGCACAUUCACAGCUUCUGAAAUUCUUUAAGAAAGUGAUUUAUGAUCAUAUCCAUCCACUUGUAUUGGCUGAGGAAGGGAUUUUCAUUGACAGAUCCACCUAGUUAUUACAGUAAUUUAGAAGUUUUUAAAUCCAACUGCUGACCAUGGCUCAUCGGUUUUCAAAAGAAGACUUAGAUGAACAAUUUGAACAGUUUUUGAAAGAGUCUCUUUCAGAUGAUUCUUUGGGAAAUGAACCAAAAAAAAAUUCCAGUGUUCCUGAAACUAUUGGGCUGGCUAAGAAGAAGCAGCCUUUGCCAUGGUGGAUAUCUGAGGAUGAUUCAGACGAAGUUCCUAAGACAAACAAGUUUAUCAAACAAAGUAAUGAGAAGAAGCCUAUAGGGGAUAACGAUGAAAUGGCUGAAGAUGGUGAAGAGAAGAUUCCACUUUCAAAUAGCCUGUCUGUUAAAGUAGUUACCCCUGAACGUUUUUCAAGUGCAUCUUGCAGCAAGGCAUUGGCUAGAUACAAAAUAUUGGAAAAAUCACUUAAAGCAAAGAAAAAUGUGUAUUUAAACAAAGAAGACAUUCCUGCUUCUGACAACCUUCACCAUACUGAAGGAAAACAUGGUACAAGUGGCAGUUUUCUGAAGUCACAGAGGCUUUCUCAUUCUCUUGUGGAAGUAGAUGAAGAUCAUGUUGAAGGCAUUCAGCUCCAUCAACCUACUGGUGCUUCUGUCUCUUUAAGCAAAGACAGCCUGGAAACUAAUGAUUCAGUUGUUGCUUCAGGGCCUAAAGAGAAUAUUUUGGGAAUUGGAUUGGAUACUUUGGAGGAAGAAGAGGAAAAGGAGAGAUUCUUUGCUGACCUUGAGAAAGGAGCAUCAUCUACCAUUGACUAUUCAAGAUUAAACAAGGAGCUGGAUUCCAAUGAUUCUGAAAUGUUACAGGCAUUUCUACGAAAUCAUUCAGAAAUGAAGCAGGUUGAAGAAGAAAAUGAAGAUGAACCUAAGAAUCAUGAAAAAUCAGAUGCCCCAGGUGACUAUAGUGAGGAUUUUGAAGAAGAUUCAGAAUCUAAUCAGGACAAUAAAGGUGAUGUCGUGUCAGAAUUAAAGAAAGAAAAGACUAGCAUGCUGGCUAAAGUUGUCCUCCUUGAUUCCCAAGACUCAGCUCUGGAGACUCAAAAGGCCAGCGAACAUCAGGAUGAUGUGCUUACAGAACAUAACCUACCUAAAGAAGUCAUUGCAGAUGAGAUGAAUGGAACAGGUGUUUCCUGUGGGCAAACAAACAGUGAUAUUGAAGCUUUGCAUCAGGCCUAUUGCCAUAUUGAGCAGUCUUUAGGGGAUACUGAUGAGCAAAAAAGUCACACAGAUAAAAUAGAUACUUCAGAGAAUUUGAUUAAAGAAGUUUCACAGAAUAAAGAAGUCUGUCCCCCCAAUACCUCCAAUACGGAUUCUGAUUUGCCUACCAUAGAAGAAUUGAUGAAACCUAUCAAAGCAGAUACAUCAUUUGCCAGGGGCUGUGACUUAGAACCUCCAAGUUCUCUAAAAGUCACACAUGGCUCCACAGAUGAAUUAGUGAGCCAUUUACCAUUUAAAGAGCCCCAGAAUGAUAUAUCAAAUCUGGAAAAGCAAAACAUUAGUACUUUGAACCACCACAGUGAGCAAGAGAAUGUUUCUAUUCAGCCAGAGGUAAAGAAGGAUAGUGAAGAUACCCCUCAGGAAAGGGCUGGCAAAGACAAACUGGCUAACAAAGUUAAACAAGAUACCUGGAAACAAAACAUACUUCCAAAUUCUUCGCCAUUGCAUCAAAACAACAAACCUGAUGAGACACAUCAGCCCAUCACUUGGAAUAAAGAGAGUCUCAGUUCAGUGCUGAAUAAACAACUGAUGCAUAAGAAUGCAAAAAACACAGUGGCUGCUCAUAGGAAGAAGUCUUCCAUUGGACCUUAUAGCUCUGUUAGAAGUUCUGGGUAUGGAAAAUCUAGUUCUUCAUUAAAGCACUUUUCCACAGUUAAUGAGAAGACAAUAAAAGAGAGCCUCAAAAAGCCAGUUUUGAAAGCCAGAUCUCCUCUAAAGCAAAAAGAAACACCUGGAACUAAGGUAAUACAGACAACAAAGGAUCCUGUUUCGAUGAAGAGAAAUUACUGUGCUACACAUGGAGAGUCAUCGGCAAGUAGUAUUCAAGAGCAAGUUAAAGAAAAUGACCCUUUCAUCCACAACCACAAUGUUGCAUCAUAUUCACUCCCACAAAGCAGUGAAAGGGAGCUUUAUUUAUUAAAAAGAAUUCAGGAAGCUGAGGAAAAAUUGGCUUCGGCACAUAGUUUGAUUCAGCAACUAAAAGCCACAUCUUUGGAAAAAGAGAAGGAAAUGAAAACAAAAAUCCUGCAGCAAGAUAAAGAUCUCUUUGAGCUAAACAAAGAAACUUAUGUUCUUCAGUCACAGCUAAAUCAUAACGAAAACUUGAACAAAGAAACAAAGUGGUCAAAUAUCAGGGGAGGAAAUCCUGCUGAUGGAGAAAUGUUGAAAGAAAUACAAAAAGAAGUCCAAAAUCAGGAGAUGCUUCUUCAAGGAUAUCAGCAGGAAAAUGAAAGAUUAUAUAAUCAGGUGAAAGAACUACAGCUGAAUAACAAGAAAAAUGAAGAAAAUAUGUUUAAAGAGAACCAGCGUUUGAUGAUUGAAUUAGCAACCUUACGGGAACAAGUGGAUAAAAAUAACCUUUUAUCAUGUGGAGUGCAGAAUGCUGAACCAGCUGUGAACCAGAAUUUAACAGAUUUAAUUUUAGAACUUCGAUCAGCCAAGGCUAUGGAAACCAAUUUGCUUGAAGAGAAAAAAUGUCUAAAGCAAGAUAAACAAGCUCUUGAAGUAGAUCUUUUACAAAUAAAGAAGGAACGAGAUUUGGCAAGAGGCCAGAUUGCUUCCACUUUAGAUGAAAAAUCAUAUGAGAUGAAGUUGAUGGAAGAAUCUUACAAGGAUGAAAUCAGUCGUUUGCAGAAAAGACUCCAGUGGUAUGCAGAAAAUCAGGAGCUCUUGGAUAAAGAUGCAAGUCGUCUUCGUGGAGCAAAAGAAGAAAUUGAUAAACUGAAACUAGAGGUGAUUGAAGAGUCAGGUGAGGUCCGCGCUCCUGCUGUUCUUCCCGGCCCGGAGCCCGCUCCUGAGGUACAACUGGUCCCGGUACCGGACACGCCAGCUCAACCCACCAUGGACUUCGUCCACGAGAUGGAAGGCGCCACUCCCUCCUCCCCUCCUGGGGAACUGCCACCGCUGUUCCCCCACUCCGAGGAUGAGGAACACGGAAAAGAGGUCCGUAGACACGAAGCCCCGGACCUGUUCUUCAACUCCGAGACGGGCCGGUACUUCAUGUCCGUCCCGAGGGAUGUGGCCUUCAAGGAGUUCACCAGGCUCAACCCUCACCCUGCUGACCCGCGGGAGGGCACAUCUGCCCGGUCGAUCCCGAGUGUCUCGCUCAUGGAGAAGCCUCCAUCGUCACCCCGCCGGCGCUCUCAAUCCUCGACAGGCCCCAUCCCAGUUCAGCCGAGAUCCCAGGUCAGGGUUCCGGACAUUCCUCUCACCUCCGACACGGACUCUGAGGAUGAGCCCUUGCCUCCGUCCAACGUCCCGUCGGAAGACGACGACCUCUCGGCGUCUGCUUCCCCGCAGAGGAUGCACCACCCGGAACUGUCUUCCCCAUCAGAUGACGUGCGCUCUUUCAGUGAGCACAUCGUGAAGAUGGCGAGGGCUCUCGACAUCGAGCUCUCCUUCCCGGAGGACGAUGCCCGCGACCCGGUGGAGCGCCGAGUGCACGGACGGGUGCCCACACCACCUUGCAUUCCCCUGCUUCCGUCAUUGGAGACCAUAGUCCGGAGGUCUUGGGACUCCCCAGCCUCCCUGUCUGGCUCAUCCCGCAAGGCUGAGUCCCUCUACAGGGUGGCCCCGGCAAGCUGCACCUGGUUGGCCGACCACCCCAAACCGAACUCGGCAAUUGUGGAAGAAGCCCAGCACAGCUUCGUCCCGAAGCAGGCGACCUCCCCUGUCGACCAGGAGGCGAAAAAGGUGGAUGGCCUGGCCAAGAAGGCCUACUCGGCAGCGGCCCUUGCGGUGAAGGCCAUCAAUUACAACGCCUGCAUGGGGGCCUACAUACAGACGCUCAUGGAGCAGAUCUCCUCCCUCAUCCUGGACAUCCCAGAUGAGAUCCAGAGACAGCUGGCCGAGGUCAGGGACGAGGCCCACUCCAUCGGGAGUUGGCUCAAUACCGCCUCCAGGAACAUGGCAGACUGUGCGGGGAGGGCCAUGUCGGCAUCAACGGUGCUCCGACGGCAUGCCUGGUUGAGGGCCUCGGACCUCAAUCCUAGUGUCAAGGCGGCCAUCGACAUGCCGCUUGACGGGACCGGACUUUUCCAUGCCGAAACCGACGACUGCCUGAACAGGAAGUUCAGGAUGAAGGCGGCGGCGAAGAAGCAUGGAAUGUCCUCUGCAUCCGUCUCGCCAUUCCGGAAGUGGCAGCGCCCGUGGCAGCCACGAGGUCAAAUUCAUCGGAGCCAUCCUCGAUUCCGAAAGAUGCUCCGCCUUCCUUCCUGCAGACCGCUUCCAGGCACUGGUUACAUCGCUGAGACCCUGCAUCUCCCACAGAAGAGUGAGGGCCAGGGACGUCCAGAUUGCCCUGGGUCACAUGGCAUCAACGACCUUCAUGACGCCGUGGUCAAGACUCCGUCUACGCCCGCUCCAGGCUUGGUUUCUGUCGGUCUUCUCUCCGAUGGAGGAUCCCCCGUCCAAAUGGUUGACGAUACCGAGGCCGGUAGCCGCCUCCCUGAAUUGGUGGCUGGACGAGCACAACGUGCGCGCGGGGAUGCCCUUUCAUCAACCGCAACCGCAGGUGACGCUGACAACCGAUGCUUCCCUAGAGGGCUGGGGCGCCCAUCUGCUCGACCUAGUUGUCAAGGACAAAUGGUCAGACUCGGACAGUCUCCUCCACAUCAAUGCCCUCGAGAUGCUCGCGGUCGAAAAGGCCCUGAGAGCUUUCGAAUCCGCCGUGACGGGCAGGGUGGUGCUCUUGAGAACGGACAACACCACCGUGAUGUAUUACAUCAACAAACAAGAUGGCACCAAGUCAAGGACCCUCCUCGAGAUUACCCUGCGCAUCUGGGACUGGUGCAUACAGAGACAGGUCCUCCUUCAAGCGAUCCACCUUCCAGGGGAGGACAACGACUUGGCAGACCGCCUCAGCAGAUCGCCCUCGGUAUGCCACGAAUGGAGGCUCCAUCCGGAGACGGUCGGCGUCUUGUUCGACAUGUGGGGAACCCCCCAGAUCGACCUCUUCGCUACCGAAUGGAACAGCCACUGUCCCCAGGUGCUCUCCAAGAUGAUGCUAGACCAGACCGACGCGAUCCUGAUCACACCAUGGUGGCCAAGACAGCCGUGGUUCGCAUCCCUCCUGCAUCUCUCCAGAAGAGAGCAAAGGAAGACUCAGAAGAGUACAUUGCAGCCCUUAAAGCAUCACAUCAGAAGGAAUUAGAGAAAAUUCUUUGUCAACAUGCUGUGGAACAUUCUACUUACAAAGUAGCCGAGUUAAAUAGUAAAAUUUCAACACAAGAGAUUUUUAUAAAACAUCUUCAGCAGCAAGUUCAUGAGUUCCGGAGAGAUCAAGAAGCCCUUGUAAUCUCACAAAAAAGAGAGGAAAUUCUUCAAAAAGAGAUGGCAAAACUGUUAGAAGAACUCGGAGAGGCUAGAGAAAGGCAGACCCCUGAGAUGAAACACUUUGUGUGCCUGGAAAGAAAGAUCAAACAAUUGGAAACCCGAUAUGAACAAAGAGAGCAAGAACUUCAGCAGGUAAUACAGGAAACACGGCAUAUUGCAGAAGUAGAACAAAUCCAGGAAAUUGAAAAAUGGAGAAAGCUAGCAUUGCUGAAAAAUCAAGAGCUCGAGAAAUUUCGCAUUGAGCUAGAUUCAAUGUUGGAUGUUCUACGGCAGCUCCAGAAACAAGGCGUCAUCAUUCCAGUUAGUUCUUCAAACAUGCCAGAAAGUUACUGGAAGAUCUGAACAUAAGUUGAUCAAGGAAAGUUAAUAAGGAUGAAAAUAAAUAAGCUUGAAAACAAUCCCAGAAAGUAACUAGUUUCACUUUUUAGGAACUCUGUCCACGUUUCUGUUGUAUAAAUUAAUCUCAUC